ACUUGUAAAUAUUCAUCAACUUCAAUGGCUUUUCAACACCACCAUCUUUAUUUAAUAACUCCAAGUGCCACUCCAUCAUUUGCAAAACCAAUUCAUCAUCUCACCAAUUUACUUCAACCAACUCACCAUUCACCAACAAUGGCUAUGGCUUUCAAGAUGGCUACAACUGGGAUGUGGGUGACUGAUGAGUGCAAGAACUCGUUCAUGGAGAUGAAAUGGAAGAAGGUGCACAGGUACAUAGUGUUCAAAAUUGAUGAGAAGUCUAGACUGGUGACUGUGGAUAAAGUCGGCGGCCCAGGUGAGGGCUACAACGAUCUCGCCGCGUCGUUGCCGGACGAUGACUGCCGAUAUGCUGUGUUUGAUUUCGAUUUCGUGACGGUUGAUAAUUGCCGGAAGAGCAAGAUCUUCUUCAUUGCAUGGUCCCCAACCGCAUCAAGAAUAAGAGCAAAAAUGCUAUAUGCAACCUCAAAAGAUGGGCUGAGAAGAGUGCUUGAUGGGAUCCAUUAUGAAGUCCAGGCCACUGACCCAACAGAAAUGGGCUUUGAUGUGAUCCAGGACCGGGCCAAGUAGAAUUAAAUUUCAAAUAAAAUUAUGUGAUGUCACUUUGCUUGUGUUCAAUUAAUUAAUAACUCCCACCACCAGAAGCGCUCUUGGCUUUUUUCUAUAGGGUUUUGGCACUAAUGUAAGUUAAUAUCAUCUAAUCUCAUGUAUUAUUAUUAAUAAUUAUUAUUAUGCUCUUUGUGCUAA
Messenger RNA from Pistacia vera, 747 nucleotides. RefSeq names its product actin-depolymerizing factor 5. Gene Ontology annotation, cellular component: actin cytoskeleton; cytoplasm. The transcript is spliced from 3 exons. Gene Ontology annotation, biological process: actin filament depolymerization; actin filament bundle assembly. NCBI's taxonomy places the organism in Eukaryota, Viridiplantae, Streptophyta, Magnoliopsida, Sapindales, Anacardiaceae. The coding region runs from base 25 to 570 and encodes 181 amino acids. Gene Ontology annotation, molecular function: actin filament binding. The record is from RefSeq and is a predicted model, not a curated record.